AAAGCCCGUCGUCGAAAACUCGCUCCCUCGUCGCCGUCGCCGUCGACGCACCGAUUGAGCCACCCUUAAGAUUCCCAGCUGAAUCCCAACAAGCCCUAUCAAAAAGGUUGAAAAAAGGAACUGAGGCGAGGGACACUGCAGAGACAUGGACAAUGUACAAAUGAUUGGCACUAAAAUCACAGCGAUCAAGGAAUACUUAUAUAAUUUUGCCAGAACACACUCACCAACCAGACUCAUGGGUUCCGAAAACCAAUACUCCCUCACCAGGGAGCAUAGCAAUCUCAAAUAUUCAGAUAUCUUGCCACAAAAUGUCGAAGGAUUUCCGGCGACAAGGGAAUUUCUGAUGAAGGUGGUUGAUAUACUCUUAGAUUUCAUCAAAUCAACGAACGAUCGGAAUUCGAAAGUUUUAGACUUCCAUCAUCCAGCUGAAAUGAUACAACUUCUUGAUUUGGAAAUUCCGGAUAGUGGAGUCACACUUCAGCAGCUCCUCAUCGACUGCUCGACUACUUUGAAGUACCAAGUCAAAACCGGACAUCCGCACUUCUUCAAUCAACUCUCUUGUGGUCUGGACCUUGUCUCGAUGGCUGGUGAAUGGCUCACUGCGACUGCAAACACGAACAUGUUCACGUACGAAAUUGCCCCAGUCUUUAUUCUCAUGGAACACAUCGUAUUACAAAAAAUGCGCGAGCUUAUCGGCUGGAAUAGUGGUGAUUCCAUCCUUGCCCCCGGGGGAUCCAUCAGCAACCUUUAUGCUUUCCUUGCAGCCAGACACAAAAUGUUCCCUCAAUACAAAGAGCGAGGACUUGCUGCUGUAGGCGGUCAACUCGUCAUGUUUACAUCUGAUCAGUGCCACUACUCAGUGAAAUCUUGCGCUUCGGUUUGUGGAUUGGGUACUGACAACUGCGUCAUGGUGCCCAGCGAUGCACGUGGCCGUUUAAUUCCUUCCAAGCUUGAAGAAUUGAUUCUUGAGCGGAAAGCUAGAGGGCACAUACCAUUCUUCGUAAAUGCGACUGCUGGAACAACGGUCAUUGGAGCUUUUGAUCCCAUAUCAGAAAUUGCUGACAUCUGCCAAAAAUACAAAUUGUGGCUACACAUCGACGCGGCUUGGGGUGGCGGUCUUCUUCUUUCCAGGAAAUAUCGACAUCCACGAUUGUCGGGAAUCGAGCGUGCUGAUUCGGUGACCUGGAAUCCUCAUAAAUUGAUGGGAGCCUUGCUGCAGUGCUCUACUAUUCACUUCAAAGAAGAGGGCUUACUGAUUAGCUGCAACCAAAUGUCAGCUGAGUACUUGUUCAUGACUGACAAACUAUAUGAUGUAAAAUAUGACACUGGUGAUAAGGUCAUCCAAUGCGGGCGGCACAAUGAUAUCUUCAAACUGUGGCUGCAGUGGCGUGCAAAGGGCUCUGAUGGUUUCGAAAAACACAUGGACCGUCUAAUGGAACUUACUGAAUAUAUGGUUCGACGAAUUAAACAAAUGCCAGACAAGUUUUAUCUCAUUCUCGAACCGGAAUUAGUGAACGUCUGUUUCUGGUACCUACCAGCCCGUGUUCGCAAUAUGCCUCACAGUCCAGAGAGGGAAACUAUUUUAGGACAGAUCUGUCCUGUGCUAAAAGGUCGAAUGAUGGAAGCUGGAACUCUGAUGGUAGGAUAUCAGCCAGAUGAUCGAAGACCAAAUUUCUUUAGGAACAUCAUAUCGAGUGCUGCAGUAACCGAGGCAGACGUCGACUUCUUAUUGGCAGAAAUGGAUCGACUGGGUCAAGAUCUUUAAAUCCUACCGCAAAAUGUUUUGCAGGCGACUGAAGGUCGUGGCGUUUUUCUUACAGUCCAUUUAUUAGAAACUAAAUAAAAUUAUGUAGAGUUUGACAAAAGAAAGAAGAAGAACGCCACAUAUCGACGUGUACAAAGACCCUUUGGCCAAUUAUUCUCAACCAUGAAUAUUAAGAUAAAACAUAUGAAAAAAAUCGCCGUGUAGAUGUACGGAUUUUCUCGAAAUCGAAUAAGAAAAAUACCUAUUGAACGCAUCUCUGUAAUUUUUACGUACACUGAAAGGUAGCAGUAGCAAAGAUCAUUAAUAUCAAAAAAUAGUUGGAAUUCGUCGUUAGUGUUUUAUAUUGCUAAUCGUUUCGAGAUUUCCGAGCACACACUUGAAGCUAAACUGUUGAUUAUAUUAAUGGAGUAUCAUAAGAAGCUAAGCCAGAAUGGUAACAAUGACAUGCAGAAAAUGACAAUGAAUGCUGUUUCUCAGUUUAUUUGAUUUUAGAUCACCCUUUUGGAAUUCUUUUAACGGUCUUGAAAUUUUCUAAAAUGUUUCUAAUUCGUGAAAUUGCCUCUAUUUGUGGAAUUCUGUGAAUUUUUAGCAUAUCAAAAUAAUGCGAAGAAUUUAAAGUAUUUGAAAAAAUUCAAAAAAAUUUGGAGUACAGUCCACUUACGAUAACUUUCCAACUUCGGAGCUGUAUAGAGCCCUCCGUCGUGAGGCAAAAGUUCCAAUUUUUUAACUUCUUAUGAUACCUCAUAGCUAGAUUAUAAAAUAAAUUUGAUGAUAGAUAAGUGUUAAAAUCUUUAUGACUUGGACGUGAUUCGUCCUUUAUAGCCAGUUAAUGAAAGUAAGAAGCGAAAGGAAAUGUAUGGAGUUUAUGCGCUUCGCCAAAGUAGGUCCUUAAAAAAUGUGUCGAAAUAGUUUGCAAAAAUACGUGUGAUUCUCGAUCAUUGUAGGCCAUCAUUAUAUCCUUUACACUCAAUUGAAAUCAAAUAUAACAGUGUAUCUGGGAACGUGUCAUUAAAAUUUUAAAACAAUUUUUUGCUUUACCUAAUUAAGUUACUACUCUCACAUUAAUUUCAAAUUUUUCUCACAUAAUUGAGUUCUCCUUAUGUCUGUAACUGUUUUAAAUUAUAGGACUGAAAAGCAGCAACGAACGAGCAGUAAAGCAGUAGACAGGAGUGGGGACGACGCGCAGA
Messenger RNA from Belonocnema kinseyi, 2952 nucleotides. RefSeq names its product glutamate decarboxylase (gene Gad1). NCBI's taxonomy places the organism in Eukaryota, Metazoa, Arthropoda, Insecta, Hymenoptera, Cynipidae. Gene Ontology annotation, cellular component: cytoplasm. Gene Ontology annotation, molecular function: pyridoxal phosphate binding; carboxy-lyase activity. The record is from RefSeq and is a predicted model, not a curated record. Gene Ontology annotation, biological process: carboxylic acid metabolic process. The transcript is spliced from 11 exons. The coding region runs from base 146 to 1765 and encodes 539 amino acids.